Molecule: messenger RNA, 2398 nt
Organism: Prosopis cineraria
Lineage: Eukaryota; Viridiplantae; Streptophyta; Magnoliopsida; Fabales; Fabaceae
Product: calcineurin B-like protein 4
Exons: 9
Coding region: 1217-1786 (189 amino acids)
Biological process (GO): calcium-mediated signaling
Molecular function (GO): calcium ion binding; kinase binding
Source: RefSeq, a predicted model, not a curated record
CAAAAACCAUCGAAGCCUGUUUGCUUUUUCAUUUUUUUUUAAACCCCAAAAUAUCAUUGUUUUGGGAUUUUCGAAGGGAAAACUAAGCUGCUCAAUUGACCCAACUUGCCCGUCAGCUUAUUCAAUUUACACCGAGUUGACUCUGAUUUGGCCGGGUUAUAUUGGGUCACUGACUGACUGAGUUAGAAAGAAAAUCAAGUAGAAAGGCCGAAGUUCACAGGUUGACCCGACUAGUUUAAUCUAAUUUUUCAUACAAUGCUUUUUAGAAUAAUUCUAGGAUUAAAAAUAUAGUUUUAAAAUUUUUUAUUUAAAUACUUUAAUUUUUUUAAACUCCAUUUCACUUUUAAAAUUUCAUUUGAGAUAAAUUAAAAUUUGUUUCAUUUUAAAAAUUUAAUUUUAAUUAUUGUUGGCUUAUCACUUUAAAUGGUAAAAUCACUCCCUUAAGACUGAUUUAAAAAAAAAUUUAUUCAAACAUUUUUAAUUUUAUUAAAAUCAACUUCUGAAAAUCAUCGCGUUUUUAUAAUUAACUUUUUUUUUUUCAAUUGAAAUGCAAACGCACGCAUAGGCUGACACCACCCUCUCCCCUCUUCCAUUAUAAAUUGCGUUAAUUGGCAGCGUCGGUUGAGUCUGAAAAUUUCUGCCUCCGGCUCCACUUGAGAAAUCGGAUCUAUCUCCCCCAUCCUUCCAUUUUUCCAAUCUAUCUUUCUCAGUGUAAUUACUAAUCCACACUCUCCAAACAACCUUUCUCCUUCUUAUUUCUUUCUGUGAUUUGCAAAUAUACGCCAAGCUUUGCUUUCGCUCUGGUGCUAUCUUGUCUUCAACCUUCGUCUCCACAAGUUGAACGGAAGCCUCGAAGAUUACAGACAGGAAAUUGGGAAGUUAAUUUUGAAUCUGUUUAAUGGGUUGCUGUAGUUCGAAGGUAGCUAAAUCACCAAGUUAUGAGGAUCCCACCGUUCUUGCUGCUGAGACACCUUGUUAGUAUCCUUCAUCAAAAUGUGUAGUUUGUGUUUGAAUUUUCUUUGCUUUUUGAUAAGUGGCACAAGGAUCUUGCGAUCAUGUUUCUGUGAUUCCAUUACACAAAAUGUCAAUGUCUUAUAGCAGCUCAUCCCUGAAUUCAUUUUAAUAAAACGUAUAGUUUGAUUUUAACACUUCUGUUCAAGUUUAAUUUGCAUGGUCCUUUCGGUUAAAGUUCAUACACUGAUAGCUGACUUCUACAAUGAAUGUUUCUUUAAGUGACGUAGAGGCCUUACAUGAGCUCUUCAAGAAAGUGAGUAACUCAAUUAUUCAAGAUGGACUUAUUCACAAGGAAGAAUUUCAGCUUGCACUCUUCAAGGAUAGAAACACAAGGAAUCUGUUUGCUGACAGGAUUUUUGAUUUAUUCGAUCUCAAGCGCAAUGGGGUUAUUGAGUUUGGGGGAUUUGUUCGUUCAUUGGGUGUUUUUCACCCCAAUGCACCUAUAGAAGACAAAAUCAGAUUUGCUUUUAGGUUGCAUGAUCUGAGGCACACAGGGUGUAUUGAACGAGAGGAGCUGAAAGAGAUGCUAUCGGCAAUUCUGCAUGAAUCAGAUCUUAUACUUUCUGAUGAUGUCAUUGAAACCAUUGUGGAUAAGACAUUUAACGAUGCUGAUACAAAAGGUGAUGGAAAGAUUGAUCAAGAUGAAUGGAAAGAAUUUGUGUUGAAACAUCCAUCUUUAAUGAAGAACAUGACCCUACCAUAUCUAAAGGAUAUAACCUUGGCAUUUCCUAGUUUUAUUGAAAAAUCAGAAAUUGAAGACCUAGAGACGUGAGAUUUACAGGUUUCACUGUGGUUUCUUUUGUCUCCAGAAAUGGUCAGUGGUGAUCAUAAUAUAAGGCGAGACCUUUCCUGGGUGGUGAUGAGUUUCAUCUGUAAACCUUGCAAUCUCAUGAAGCUAUCUGAUAUAUCAAGACAGACUUGCUUCAGCCUGUUACUGAAUCUGUUUCGCCGUCUACAAAAUGGCGCGGUGCAACUAUCUUGUUCUUCUAAUGCAAGGCUCUCGUACAUUAUACUGCAUCCAGGAGACGUAACAAGACAAAGGUUGGUCAAUCUUGCUUUUAAAGGGUUGCAGUAUCGGGAUUCAUACGAGGCUGCUUUGUCUCAGCCUCUGAACAGUAUUACGUCCUAAGGUUCCAGAACUAUCAAGAAUGUGUCUUCAGGAUUACUAUGUGCAUACUGUAAUGCAUGUAGAUAACAUGUUUUAGGUAAGAUUUUUUCUGUGGCAACACGUGGCAUCAUGCGCGGUUUUUUAGCCUCCUGAGAAUAUGUAAAUAUGUAAUGCCACCUGAUGACAAUUAUUACAUUAUUAUACGUAUAAACGUGCAGUUAGGAACGAGUUUUGACAUUUGAGUCUUACUAAUAUUGACCAUGAAUUUUAAAUCAA